AUGUCUGGCGUAACCAGUUCCUGUUCUGGCCAUUAUGCGGGGUUUAUCACCGUCUUCCCCGUCCUCUAUAUCCCGGUCAUCAACCACGUGGUCUUCAAGCACACCGGCAUUAGCUGGAAUGGCCAUCCGUAUCUUUUUCCGCCGCAGAGCGCGAAGCUUGCAGCCGCUGGUGGUGGCGACUUGCAGCGUAAUAUGUUCUCGCGAUUCUUGACGAUGAGCGAGAGCCCCAGUCAGGAGAAGGCCGCAGAGCAGGGACGGGCUGGCGCUGGACAACAGCAGCACCAGGUGGAAAUGCAAGGACAGAUGAUUGAGCAAGCUCAAUAA
Pseudogymnoascus destructans is the source of this 324-nucleotide messenger RNA. RefSeq lists its product as uncharacterized. The record is from RefSeq and is a predicted model, not a curated record. The transcript is spliced from 2 exons. The coding region runs from base 1 to 324 and encodes 107 amino acids. NCBI's taxonomy places the organism in Eukaryota, Fungi, Ascomycota, Leotiomycetes, Thelebolales, Thelebolaceae.